GAAAAAGAACACCACGUUCAGUCAAACUUCAAGCCAUUACAAUCAAAUGAAAGAGAAAGAAACCAUGGGUUUCAUACAGAAUCCACCAAAGAUUGUAGUCCCUUUGCUGCUCCGAAAUUUUGUGUUUCAUGUAUUGAUUUACGCCGAUAAAUCCCUUUUUUACUUUUCGGAAAGGAACAAGCUGCUUAAAAUAAUUCGUUACCUCAUCGUCUCUUGUUUUCUCUUCUUUCUAAAGUUCAUCCCAUCGAAUUUGCUCUCUCUACAAGCCGAUGAUUACUCGUUCAAGCCAAGAAAAGCCGGUGUUUACGCCAUCGAGUCCGGUUCUGGGAUCGGCGAUUCGGGGAUCGCUCGUGCGCUUUCGCAGGUAUUGUCGAGUGUUAAUGACAUUCCGGUUAGCUCGAGGAAGUAUGAGAUUGUUCGGUCGUUAGCCGAAAGGCUUAUCGAGGAGAAUAACAGGGAAGGUGUCGAGGCUUUACGUGAAGUUAAUCGGGUGGUUUUGUCGGCGGCUUUUUCAAAGACGCUUUGUCAGCUCGAAGAUGCAAUGGCGGAACUGAAAUACGGUAAGGUCGGUUACGAAGGUGGGCCGGUUCACUGUCAGAUGAUAAGGGUUUUAAGGGCGGUUCGAUCGGUGGGUGAUGGGGUGUGGAGUUCUAGGGUGGGGAGGGGGAUAGAGGAUGUGAACCGGUCUGGGAACUGGACGGAGAAACUGGCGGCGGAGAUGCUUUGGUUGGCGCAGAAAUUGGCUGCUUGUGGUUUUGCCGACGAGGCUGUUGAGAGAUGGGCGUCGGCUUCGAAUUUGGCUUCGCUUUCUCUCAUGGCGGAGCAGCGCCUUCAAGGUUCUCUUCUUAAAGUUUCGGCAUUUUUAUUCAUGCAAGCGAAGAACAUGAGAGUGGAAGAAGAUAGUGAAGAAGGCAACAACAACAACGAGAAGCCGAGGCAAUCGAAGAUGAAGAUGAUUACAUCGUGGCUGCCGUUGUUAUGCCGAGCGAGCAACGGCAGCGACGUGCCGGUGCUGAGCAAAAACGAAAGAACCGAGCUAGAGAAAAUAUUGGAAGACGCCAUCGACAAGCUCGAAGGAGAGGAACAAGAGCAAGUAUUGUCGCUCUGGCUUCACCAUUUCACGUAUUGCCCGUCCUCCGAUUGGCCCAACCUCUAUGCUUCGUAUGCUCGAUGGUGUAUCACUUCUCGUAGGCUCUUUCUAAUUAAAUUUCUUGGUUGA
Messenger RNA from Hibiscus syriacus, 1219 nucleotides. RefSeq lists its product as uncharacterized. The transcript has 3 exons. The coding region runs from base 47 to 1219 and encodes 390 amino acids. Lineage: Eukaryota; Viridiplantae; Streptophyta; Magnoliopsida; Malvales; Malvaceae. The record is from RefSeq and is a predicted model, not a curated record.